Rhododendron vialii is the source of this 1056-nucleotide messenger RNA. Its product is annotated as germin-like protein 5-1. Gene Ontology annotation, molecular function: manganese ion binding. Gene Ontology annotation, biological process: plasmodesmata-mediated intercellular transport; regulation of root development. The transcript has 2 exons. The record is from RefSeq and is a predicted model, not a curated record. Gene Ontology annotation, cellular component: plasmodesma; cell wall. The coding region runs from base 199 to 858 and encodes 219 amino acids. Lineage: Eukaryota; Viridiplantae; Streptophyta; Magnoliopsida; Ericales; Ericaceae.
CUCUCUCUCUCUAACUAGAAGACUUCUCUCUCUAAAGAGUAAAGACCUCUACCUAUAAGUAAGGCACCCCACCUUUCUUGUUCCCAGUAUCCAAAUCCCAACUUUUCUCUCUUGUUAUUGCUUCUCUUUUUCGAAGCUCUGAUUUGCUUCACCUUUUACAAAGACAACACAUUUCUCAUACACCUUCCAGUUCCAGCCAUGGUUGCUGCUGGAAAACUCUCAGUGGUGGUCGUAAUGGUACUAGUAGCCACCAUUUCCAACUCUGUUUCUACAGAUCCGGAUAUGCUCCAAAAUGUCUGUGUUGCUGAUCUCAAUAAUGCUGUGAAGAUGAAUGGUUUUGCCUGCAAGGCAAACUUUAGCCCAUGGGAUUUCUUCUCUUCCCGUUUGGCAAUGCCAAUGCCCACCAACAAUAUGCUGGGUUCAACCGUGACUCCAGCCAAUGUGAUGCAAAUUCCUGGCCUCAACACCCUAGGUGUCUCCAUGGCCCGCAUCGACUUUGCCCCCGGCGGCCUUAACCCGCCCCACACCCACCCGCGCGCCACUGAGAUCAUUUUCGUGCUCUACGGAGAAUUGGAUGUUGGGUUCAUUACCACAGCCAAUGUGCUUGUUUCCAUGACCAUCAAACAGGGUGACGUAUUUACUUUCCCUAAGGGUUUGGUUCAUUUCCAAAUGAAUAAUGGGAAAGGACCGGCCGCCGCUAUUGCUACGUUCAACAGCCAGAAUCCUGGUGUCCAAGCUAUUGCCGCCACGUUAUUUGCUGCCAUGCCCCCGGUCUCGAACAGUGUGUUGAGUAAGGCUUUCCAGAUAUCAUAUCAGGAGCUUGAUGAAAUCAAGUCAAAGCUUGGAGGAAAGCCCUAGAGGGUGCUUGCUUUGUGAUUUGGGGUGGGUGAGAUAAGGAUUCACGGUUUCAAGAAAAUAAAUAGUGGGUCCGAAAGUAAAUCAAUAUUGUAUUUGAAUCCAUUUACCUAUGUAUUCGGUAUCGUUUCUUGUGUUUACCGAGAAAUAAGACGAGUGUUUUAAAUACCAAUAACAUCUUAUUUCACCCUUUUCCUUUCA